AUGAGCCCUCAACUCCAUAAUACUGUGCUCAUCAGUCAUCUCUUCUCUAAUACACCUAAUGAUGAAGACAAUGGAAAUUUGCCAUCCAGCUUCACUGAAUAUUUUAGGAACUAUAAGGCAGAAACCAAAAUCAUUUCUGAGGAAACCACCCGUUCAAUAGAGUUAUGCCUGAAAAAGGGAGACCUUCAGAGGGCAAAAUCUGUAAUCAGUGAUGCAUUAAGAGUUAUUGAUAAUGCCCCAAUAAAUAUUGCUGUGACAGGAGAGUCUGGAUCAGGGAAGUCCAGCCUCAUCAAUGCCCUGAGAAAGGUUAAACACUCAGGGGGAAGUGCAGCUGAAGUAGGGGUAAUAGAGACAACCAUGAAGAUAAAGUCAUACGAACACCCCAAAGUCAAAAAUUUGAUUUUAUGGGACCUGCCUGGUAUUGGAACCCCUAAAUUUCAACCACACAAUUAUCUAGAAAAAGUAGAGUUCAAAAAGUAUGAUUUCUUCAUUAUUGUUUCUUCAACACGAUUUAAACAACACGAAAUAGACCUCGCCAAAGCAAUCAGAAUUAUGAAAAAGAAUUACUACUUUGUGAGAACCAAGGUGGACUCUGAUCUACAAAAUGAAGAGAAAUGUCAUCCACAAAACUUUGACAGAAAAAACACCCUGAAACAGAUCCGAAAUUACUGUCUGAAUAACUUUACAGGGAGUAAUAUUGGUGAACCUGAGGUUUUCUUGAUCUCUAACUAUGAUUUAUCUGACUAUGAUUUCCCAGUCCUGAUGGACACCCUGAUUAAGAACCUUCUUGCUGAGAAGCGCCACAAUUUCCUGCUUUCCAUGCCUAAUAUUACUGAGGCAGCCAUUCAAAAAAAGUACAACUCUACUAAGCAGUAUAUCUGGUUGAAUGCCCUGAAGGAUGGAGUUUUUGCAACUGUUCCUGUAGUGGGCAUUUUAAGUGACAUGGAUAUAGAGAAGCUGAAGAAGCGUUUAAACUUCUACCAAGACCUCUUUGGAGUAGACGACGAAUCCCUCACAUUCAUGGCUAAGGAUGCCCAAGUGCCUGUUGGACAACUGAAAAAAAAACUUAAAUCUCCUUAUUUAUUGGAAUUUAAAAAAGAGGAAACAUUAGGAGGAUUGCUUUUGAAGUGUUUGGAGAAAUUUGCCUCUGCUAAUGGUGGGCUCCUGGCAACAGGUCUUUACUUCACGAAAACCUAUUACUUAGAAUUUCAUUUUCUUGAUACAGUGGCUGAAGAUGCCAAAGUUCUCCUUAGAGAAGCAUAUUCAAAAAAAUAG
Mastomys coucha (southern multimammate mouse) is the source of this 1275-nucleotide messenger RNA. RefSeq names its product interferon-inducible GTPase 1-like. The record is from RefSeq and is a predicted model, not a curated record. Gene Ontology annotation, cellular component: endoplasmic reticulum membrane. NCBI's taxonomy places the organism in Eukaryota, Metazoa, Chordata, Mammalia, Rodentia, Muridae. The coding region runs from base 1 to 1275 and encodes 424 amino acids. The transcript is spliced from 2 exons. Gene Ontology annotation, molecular function: GTP binding; GTPase activity. Gene Ontology annotation, biological process: cellular response to interferon-beta; defense response.